CAAGAAGGAGGAAUGCAGAGUGGGAGUUUUCGAGUUCCUUUGAUUUAUCUCCCUGUCACAUACCAAUAAAAUAUUUUCGCGAGUGAUAUAAAUUGAAAGGGAACAUCAUCUGCCGCGAACGCAGGCUGGCUACCAAUCAGCUUCUAUCAAUUGGACAUAUUACAGUAUAAAUACAAUUACAAGAAAGAAAAAUAGGCAUAGAUAUCGAUUGCCUGACGGUGUGAUUCUUUGUCUUGUUUGUAUGCGACACGAAUAAUGGAAACAGUACUGGAGAAAAUAAAAGACUCGCAGAAAAAUGCAUCUGACAAAUUUCAACCAUCAGGGCUAUUGCUACAGCCGCUUUGGGAUUUAAGGAUCGGAUACGAAUGGUAUCUGACCUCUCCGAUUUUCCCGGUGAUACUGUCAGUCACAUUCUACUUCUGUGUGACAUUUCCCUGGACAAUAUUCGACAUAUACGGCCAGGACUGGAAGUGGAUCCAGAAAUUUAAGAUUCAACCAACCAAGUCGGUCACGUGGCCAUUGGUGAAGCAAGCUGUUUGGGUGACGUUCUGGAAUCACAUGAUCUUCAUUCUUCCAAUAUCCGUGGCCCAAUGGAUCUGGCAGCCAGCAACCGAUUUUCCUUCCGAGGCUCCAACCGUCUGGGAAUUUUUCUGGCACCAGUACGCAUCACUGAUGAUAUUUGAUUUCGAAUACUUCGUCUGGCAUUCCGUUCAUCAUAAGAUCCGGCCGUUGUACCGCUGGGUACACUCUAUCCACCACCAAUACCACAGUCCGUUCUCUUGGGUUACCCAAUACUUGCAUCCAUGGGAGCUGAUCUCAGUGGGAGUGUUCACAACGACGUCCCCAUGGAUCUUCAAGGCCCAUCCUCUUACCUGGUGGAGCUUCAUGCUCGUCAGUAUCAUUGUGUCUGUGGAGGCGCAUAUCGGCUACGACUUCUGGUUUAUGCCGCACCAUUGGUUCUACGGCUGGGGCGGUUCAAUCAAGCAUGACAUGCACCACCAGCGCCCGCUGACCAACUUUGCGCCGUUCUACACACACUGGGAUUGGGUAUUUGGGACAAACUGCCCUGGUCUACUAGCAGGCGGAGAGAAGUCAACAUUCUUAAUGGACUAUGACAAGAAACGACGUGAGAAGAGGUUCGAGAAGGUAAAAGCAAAGGAGGCUUUUCUACUGGAUGAAAAAGCUCUGCACCACAAGAGACUAGAUUAGGCAUAAAAUACUGCAUGUAGAGUAAGAAUUACAAUAUUGGUAAACCUCAGUUGAAUAAGGAACUUUUCAAUUUGAUUAAACAAUUUAAAUUUCAAUCGCACAUAUUGGUAAACACACACUUGUCAUAUAUAGAGUCCAUCAUUUUUUGGUCUCAGAUAAAUAUGGAAUGAUAAUUUACAGUUUACGUAUUUUUAACACCGAGACAGAUGUUUCGAGAUGUAAUCAAUUUGUCAGAUGGUACAACGCUUGAGAAUUACGUUUACUCCUGAUUCUUGCUUGAUUUGCAAUAUGAAUAUUAAAUUCAGGCCGCUUUGUAGAAAAGCUGCAAAAGAGAAAUUACGACACCUUUUGUUCCAAAAAGGCGAAUGUUUCCAAAGGUAACAAUUAAUGAACGAUUUUUGAAUUACAAAAGCAAACUGAGAAACUUAUGAAAUGACAUUUCAUAAGACCCGGGAUUUAGAAUCACAAAGGCUAAACUUAUAUUAACCACUACGGUUGUACUUGUAUUUUUUAAGUCAAUUGUAAAAUUCAAUGGGCUUUUUAGGAAGCCCAUGAUAUUUCUUUCAUUCCCUAGACUGGCUAGCAGGUGAAAAGUUCAAAUUAUCAAUUUAUACCCGAUUGUACUUUAGUGAUCAC
This is a messenger RNA of Owenia fusiformis, 1845 nucleotides long. Lineage: Eukaryota; Metazoa; Annelida; Polychaeta; Sabellida; Oweniidae. The record is from the annotation of a GenBank genome assembly.